CAGGAGUGUGUGUUGUCGCGCUGCCCUCGCCCCGCAGAGCAGACAUGCACUGGCGGCGGCCGGGCGCGCCCCUGGGCCUCGCGCCCACGCGGGGGCUCUGAGGCCGCCGCCCCCAUGAGAGCGUCUGGGUGCUGAGUGGCGCGAACUGAGCCAUGCAGCGCUGGACUGCAGCCGCGGCCGUGGCCCUCCUCUGGUCACAACUCACGCUGCUUAACAGUGUUGGGGCACGGCGGGAGCCCAAGAGACCACACCCGCUGGGCCAGCGUACAGAGUCACCCAACACCACGGUGCCCGACAGCGAGGGACUACUGGGCUCUGCUAAGCCACUGGAGGCCUCAGGGCCUGAGUUCUCAGAUGCCCACAUGACAUGGCUGAACUUUGUCCGUCGGCCAGAUGAUGGGGCUUCCAAGAGACGGUGCCGGUGUCGGGACAAGAAUUUGCGAGGCCUCUUAGGUCCCCCAGGCCCCCCUGGGCCCCCUGGACCCCCAGGUCCUCCUGGUGCCAAAUUCACCCCUGAGGCCCUGCUGCAGGAGUUUCAAGAGAUGCUGAAAGAGGCUGCUGAGCGACGGUUCUCAGCACUGCUGGACACAUGGCUGCCUCAGGUGGGUGGCCGGCAACUAAUGGUUGAGGCCUUCCACUGCCGGCUGAAGGGCCCUGUGCUGGUGGACCAAAGGACACUGGUGGAGCUACAGGGCUUCCAGGCUCCCACCACCCAGGGUGCCUUCCUGAGGGGUUCUGGCCUGAGCCUGGUCUCUGGCCGCUUCACAGCCCCCAUCUCUGCCAUCUUCCAGUUCUCUGCCAGCCUGCACGUGGUCAGUGUCUCCACAGACCACAGUGCACUUCAGAGCAGGGCCCGGCUGCGAGCUCGGGACACUGUGCGUGUCCUCAUCUGCUUGGAGUCCUUGUGUCAUCACCACACGUCCCUGGAGACUGUCUCAGGCCUGGAGAGCAACAGCAGGGUCUUUACAGCACAGGUGCAGGGGCUGCUGCAGCUUCAGGCUGGACAGUACGCCUCUGUGUUUGUGGACAAUGGCUCUGGGGUGGCCCUCACCAUCCAGGGAGGCUCCACCUUCUCCGGGGCACUCUUGGGCACGUGAGGGCACCAGGAAGGAACUGCCAGCCACCUUGGGGAGAAGGUGAAGAGGAUCCCUGUGUUGACCCCUGUGGUUACAACAAUAAAGAGCCCUAAGCCUC
Molecule: messenger RNA, 1194 nt
Organism: Octodon degus (degu)
Lineage: Eukaryota; Metazoa; Chordata; Mammalia; Rodentia; Octodontidae
Gene: C1qtnf12
Product: C1q and TNF related 12
Exons: 8
Coding region: 153-1097 (314 amino acids)
Biological process (GO): negative regulation of gluconeogenesis; positive regulation of insulin receptor signaling pathway; positive regulation of D-glucose import across plasma membrane
Molecular function (GO): hormone activity
Source: RefSeq, a predicted model, not a curated record